UCAUAAACUUUCAUUCAGUAAUCAUGAACCUUUUCGUAGUUCAGACGAUCCUCAUCUUGCUGGGCUUGGGGCCCUUCAUGGAGAGUACCGGCGGGGUAGCGGGGCUCCCGGGGCUCCCGGAGGACAACCCGAGAUGUGCCGCCCUGGUGGAGGCCGCCAAGGCCGAGUACCGAAAAUUGUACGCGGCGGGACUGAAAGACUCUCCUAAUUUGAUGGAUCUGAUACUGACAAAUUUGGGGAUUGCUUCUAACGACACCUUUAAGACCAUAGAAAGGAAAGUCUUUAAUAAUACCGAUGAAACGGGGCAUGAAACCGGAAAAAAGACAGUCGUUGAGAAGACGACAGAGACUGACAUAGCACCCAACGGAACUGUAUCAAAGACUUCCGAAACCACGGUCGAUAUAGAUGAGUACGGUAAACAAAGUGGUGAGAAAUCUGUGACAGAAAGAGAAACCGUGAUAGGACAGACUCCAGACAAUGAGACCAUAACACAAACGGUGGACGUUGAAAAGGUAAUGGACGAAGCGGGUAAUGAAAUAAAGGAGGAAGUUGUUAUUAAGAAGGAAUUAAUAGUACAACCUCCUACCAAUACGACUGAUGCAAAUCUUAUCGUUCCAAAAGUAGGGGCGGACGACAAAGGUAAAAACAAAACAGAAUUAAAACUUGGUGCCUCAGAAAAGAGCGAUGGACUUGAGAAAGUAGAACGAUCAGAGGAAAUAAAGGAGAUUCUGCCCGGCAAUAUAACGAAUGAAGUGUUAGUUAAAGAGAUGAAAGAACAGCUUUCUCCACAGGAAAGCACCAAGGUGACAUCUGUGGAAAGGAAGAAUGUUACAAAGAAGGAUGAUGGACUUCAGACAGUAGAACGAUCAGAGGAAAUAAAGGAGAUUCUGCCCGGCAAUAUAACGAAUGAAGUGUUAGUUAAAGAGAAAGAAGAACAACUUUCUCCACAGGAAAGCACCAAGGUGACAUCUGUGGAAAGGAAGAAUGUUACAGAGAAGGAUGAUGGACUUCAGACAGUAGAACGAUCAGAGGAAAUAAAGGAGAUUCUGCCCGGCAAUAUAACGAAUGAAGUGUUAGUUAAAGAGAAAGAAGAACAACUUUCUCCACAGGAAAGCACCAAGGUGACAUCUGUGGAAAGGAAGAAUGUUACAGAGAAAGAUGAUGGAAAAGAUGUCGAGAAAGAAACUGUAAUUCAAAAAGAAGUCGAAAAGAAUGUGAGUGAUAGCGACAUCAAAGAGGUUCGUAACGAAAAACAUCUUAAUGAAACAAUUGAAGACUUGAAACACCAAGUUGAUGACGUGAAAAACAAGAUUAAGGAAGAAAAAGCAAAGGCUGAAGAAACAAAUGCUACGCGUAGCCUAUGCGUCGUAAAAGAACCAAGUGCUGCCCCUAUCAUUCAAGAAGGUGAAGUCGUUGAAAAGACAGUCCCUGCUGUGACGCCGGCGAAGGUUGCUGAAAAGAUUCCCCCCACGGUGACGGAAGGAAAAGUUCUCGUUGUGACAAAAGAGAAGGCUGUUGAGCAGGCUGCCCCUCCGGUGACAGAGGAGAUCGUAAGUGUCUCUAAGGAGCAAGAAGAAGUCCCUGUUGUGGCAGAAGAGAAGGUUAUUGAAAAGAUUAUUCCCUCGGUGACAGAAGGAAAGGUCCCGGCAGUCCCUGAACAGGAGGUUGUUGAAAAAGUUGCCCCAUCGCCGACAGAAGAAAAAGUUCCUGUUGUGACACAAGAAAAGAUUAUUGAGCAGAAUACCCCACUAGAAAGGGUUAUUGAACAGGUUGCCCCAUCGCCAACAGAAGAAAAAGUUCCUGUUGUGACACAAGAAAGGGUUAUUGAACAGGCUGCCCCAUCGCCAACAGAAGAAAAAGUUCCUGUUGUGACACAAGAAAGGGUUAUUGAACAGGCUGUCCCACAAGAAGGGGUUAUUGAACAGGCUGCCCCACAAGAAAGGGUUAUUGAACAGGCUGCCCCACAAGAAAGGGUUAUUGAACAGGCUGCCCCACAAGAAAGGGUUAUUGAACAGGUUGCCCCACAAGAAAGGGUUAUUGAAAAGGUUGCCCCACAAGAAAGGGUUAUUGAAAAGGUUGCCCCAUCGCCGACAGAAGAAAAAGUUCCUGUUGUGACACAAGAAAGGGUUAUUGAACAGGCUGUCCCACAAGAAAGGGUUAUUGAACAGGCUGUCCCACAAGAAAGGGUUAUUGAACAGGCUGUCCCACAAGAAGGGGUUAUUGAACAGGCUGCCCCAUCGCCGACAGAAGAAAAAGUUCCUGUUGUGACACAAGAAAGGGUUAUUGAACAGGCUGCCCCAUCGCCGACAGAAGAAAAAGUUCCUGUUGUGACACAAGAAAGGGUUAUUGAACAGGCUGCCCCAUCGCCGACAGAAGAAAAAGUUCCUGUUGUGACACAAGAAAGGGCUAUUGAGCAGAAUGCCCCACAAGAAAGGGUUAUUGAACAGGCUGUCCCACAAGAAAGGGCUACUGAACAGGCUGCCCCUACGGCGACAGAAGAGAUUGUCACUGUUUCUAAAGAGAAAGAAGAAAUCCCUGUUGUAACAGAGGAAAAGGUUCCCGUUGUGACAAAUCAGACAGUUGUUGAAAAAAUUACUCCUUCCAUAACAGAAGAAAAAGUUGUCACUCGACAGAAGGUUGUUGAGAAGGGUGCCCCCUCUGUCAAGGAAAGCGUAGUUUCCAUUCCAAAGAGGGAGGAAGGAGUAGUUGAAAGAAUUGCUCCUGUUGUAAAGGAAGCAAUUACAACAGAGUAGUGAUAACGUGUUGCUGUUUCUCUUAUCUAUUUCAUUGAACCUCACCUAACUAAA
This is a messenger RNA of Eriocheir sinensis (Chinese mitten crab), 2807 nucleotides long. Its product is annotated as titin-like. The transcript is spliced from 4 exons. The record is from RefSeq and is a predicted model, not a curated record. Lineage: Eukaryota; Metazoa; Arthropoda; Malacostraca; Decapoda; Varunidae. The coding region runs from base 24 to 2753 and encodes 909 amino acids.